This is a messenger RNA of Hypanus sabinus (Atlantic stingray), 2911 nucleotides long. RefSeq names its product low density lipoprotein receptor adaptor protein 1b (gene ldlrap1b). The record is from RefSeq and is a predicted model, not a curated record. The coding region runs from base 131 to 1045 and encodes 304 amino acids. The transcript has 9 exons. Lineage: Eukaryota; Metazoa; Chordata; Chondrichthyes; Myliobatiformes; Dasyatidae.
CUCUGCAGAGGGUUGAGAAAGUUUACGCGAGGGGGACAGAAAGAAGAGAAGGCGCGGUCGGAGUACUCCCAGCAAGUCUCCAUUCGGGCUAUUGUUUUUUUUGUGCGUGUGCGUGGAGGUGAUUAAUAAUAUGGACGCUUUGAAAUCGGCAGGUCGAGCGAUCAUAAGGAGCCCCAGCAUCGCGAAGCAAAGCUGGGGAAGCAGCAAACACAAAAAGUUGCCAGAAAACUGGACAGAUACAAGGGAAUCACUCCAGGAAGGAAUGAUAUUUAAUCUGAAGUAUCUGGGCAUGACCCUAGUUGAAGAACCGAAGGGGGAGGAUAUGUCUUCUGCCGCUGUCCGAAGGAUAGUUGCUAUGGCUAAAGCAAGUGGGAAGAAAUUUCAGAAAGUGGUGUUGACUGUGUCACCACGAGGAAUAAUUCUACACGAUGGGACCAGUAAUGAAUUAAUAGAAAACGUCUCCAUCUACAGGAUAUCCUAUUGCACAGCAGACAAAGUGCAUGACAAAGUUUUUGCCUACAUUGCUCAGAGCCAGUUGAAUGAGACAUUAGAAUGCCACGCCUUCCUUUGUACUAAGAAAAAACUGGCUCAGGCAGUGACAUUAACCGUGGCCCAAGCUUUCAAAAUAGCUUUCGAAUUCUGGCAAGCUGCCAAAGAAGAGAAAGAGAAAAGAGCAGCAAUUGGGUCUUCUGUCAGUGGGGCAGCUGAUAAACCUCCACUGGAAAGAUCAAUCAAUAACCACUUCAAAACAGAAGUGGCCACGGCAGAUUUGUUGGACUUAACAGAAGGAGCCAAGCCAGCAAGCCGCAGAAGUGAGCUCUCCAAUGCAGAUAAACAGUACUCGAUCAGUGACAACCUUGUGUGGGAAAUGAAUGAUGAUCUGGAUGAGGCUUUUGCAAGGCUGGCGCAGUCUCGAACAAACCCUCAGCUUCUGGACAUCAGCGUGAGCCCCCAGGACGUGCAGACGGACGAAUGCUUAUCUCCAUCGGACUGGGAGAAAAGUGACAAUGGAGUCACAGAAAAAGAUGAUGUGUUUGCACUCUGAUAGCAUGAGGGCCGUGGAGAAUAAACAGCUCGGCCCAAAGGAGGGACUCCCCCACCCUGAAACGGAACACCAUGCCUUCUGACAGUCAGAUGGAAUACAAGAAGGCUGGUUUGUGAAAGGAACUUUGAUCUGUGUUGCUGUGGGACUGAAAUGGAGAAAUAAUGAUGUUAACACUUGUGGUGCUGCCUUUAGGGAGGUCCAGACCAAAGCAAUCAAAAUGCCUUGGAAAGAAACCAUUUAAGCUUCUAGACCCAGCCAGUGGCACACAUCUCAGCCUAGGUUGGCUGUUCAUUUCAGAAGUUAUUGGUCAAAAUAAAUCUUUUUUAAAAAACUACAGAUUUUUAUCUAUGUAGAAAAUGGAUUUCCAGUGAAUGCUAACCAAUUAUAUAUUUUUUCCAAUAAUUAUUCAUACUAAAUGAACAAGCAUCUUAUUUUACCUUUGACUCUUGCAUUGUUCACCCAAGCCACUAAAGUAGGACUGAUCAAAACUGUGUAACCUUCUUUGUUACAUUUCAGAUGUAAACAAUUGUUACUUUGAAUGUUAGGAAAAGCAAGAAAAAAUGCAGAUGCUGGAAAUCUGAAAUAUAAAAAAAAUUGGAAAUACUCAGCAGGUCGGGCGGUGUGUGUGGAAGAGGAACAGUUGCUGUUUUAGGUGAAGGCUCCUUCCCCAGAUUCCCACAGUUACCGUGACUAUUCCCACUCUGCCUCCUCAGGCCCAUUGUGUCAGCUCGGAUGAGACUUUCUGUGUAGGUCCUCCUUCUUCCUAGUUUCCACUCUUCCAUGGAUGACAAGAGCCCAUCACCAUACUAUUUCUUUUGCCCUCACCCCUCCUAUCCCCUUGCACAAGGAUGGGGGUUUUUUCUAGCUCUCGGUUUCCACCCCACGAGCCUCUGGAUUCAGCCUUUACAAAUUCCAGCACGACAUAGAUUUCCCUCCCCUUUCAGCAUUCUGAGAUGACCAUUCCUUUAGUGGUAUGUCUGUGAUUUUCAUCUGCACUCACUGUAGGAGAUACAGCACCCACCGCUGUCUGUGAGGAGUUUGCUUGUUCUCUCCGUGACUGUGUGGGUCUUCUCUAGGUACCCCAGUUAGUAAGGUCAGGGCAAGAAAGUUGUGGGCAUGUUGGAAGUGUGGCAGCACUCGCCGGCUGUUCCCAGGCCAACCUCAGACCCUGCUGCUCCUUGCUGCAAAAGGAGUAAUUCACUGUAUGCAUUGACGUAUUGUGACAAAUAAAACUAAUCUUAAUCUGUCUGUUUAGCUCUUCCUUCUCCAUCGGCUGAGGAUGCAAGCACUCCAUCCAAGGGAAGCGCCAAUUCUGCUAAAAAUUUCAAGCUGGUGUCUUGCAUUCUUUGUCUGUAUAUUGGGGAGAGCAAACUGAGAUUGCAAUGCACCAGUGUUCAAUUUGCAGGGAUGAUGUUGUGCUUCCUGUGCCCACCUCUUUAAACUCUCUUUCAUGCACCCACUCCAAGUUCUUUUAUCUUUGGAUUCCUGCACUGUUUUAAUUCAGAAAUCAAAGGUGUAAAGGGACUUAGGAGUCUUUGUGCAGGAUUCCCUAACCUGUGCAGGUUGAGUCGGUGGUGAGGAAGGCAAAUGCAAUGUUAGCAUUCAUUUUGAGAGGACUAGAAUAGAAAAACAGAGAUGCAAUGCUGAGGCUUUCUAAGGCUGUCCUGAGACCCAAUUUGGAGUAUUGUGAGCAUUUCCGGGCCCCUUAUCUAAGAAAAGAUGUGCUGGCAUUGAAGAGGGUCCAGAGGAGGUUCAGGAGAAUAAUCUCAGGAAUGAAAGGGUUAAAGUAUGAGAUGCAUUUGAUGGCCCUCACCUGUACUUGCUACAGUUUAGAAGAAUGAGGGGGGGGGGGGGUCUCAUUGAAAC